Messenger RNA from Durusdinium trenchii, 1071 nucleotides. Lineage: Eukaryota; Dinophyceae; Suessiales; Symbiodiniaceae. The record is from the annotation of a GenBank genome assembly.
AUGAUGCUUGGUGAUCCAUCGCCAGGUGGAAAAGAAGCUGAGCGCCGGGGAGCGCAGGAGAACUUUGUUGUGGAGGCCUUGGAAAGGCCAACCUACGAGACGGUCAAUGCGGUCGAUGAAGAUGAUCAGACAGCAGCUCCUCAUGAGGAUGAGGCAUUCGCUCAUGAGGCCUGGGACGAUUGGAACUCCGAAGCCACCUUCCUGGCACAGGAUGAUCAAGAUCAAGAUGCCUUGAUAGUGAGCCAGUUUGAAGACAGCCUCAUCGACGUGCUCCAAAGUGAUCCUGACACCGCUUCCUGCUACCACACGUACCUGGAAGCCCGUCGAAGGAUCAUUGAGAAGGGGAAGAAUCGAGGCUUCUGGCCCAUCAAGGGCGCACCUGGUGGCAAGUCAAAGCCAAAAGGAAAGUUCAGCCCGACCUUCACCAAGGGCAAAGGUCACUGGAAGGCUGAAUGCCCCAAGAGAUUUGAAACUGAAGCCAAAACCACUCCGGCGACGACAGCCUUCGCUGGAAAUGUGAUGAUCGAGUACGAGGAUGGUGACACCGAGGUGACUCGUCAGAGUGCCGAACAGCACGAGGAGCAAGCGUUCCUCCAUCUGAAGGUCGAGGAAUUGGACCACCACAAGAUCGACUUCGGCAAGGAGAAGAAGGGGCAGACCUAUCUGAAGGUCGUGCAGGAAGACCCCCGCUAUACGGCAUGGUUCACAUCGACUUACAAGAACUCCACAAAGGGACCUCACCGAAAGUUCAUCCAUUAUGUCAGCCUGUACACCGAUCGCCUCGAACAGCAACUGGCCAAGGGGAAGACUCCAGAGACUCAGCCCAAGAAUCAGCUGGGAACGGCCUCCAAGGCCAAGAGUCGCCGACCGAUCAUGACGUCUCCUCGAGAAUGGCAAGAUCGAACACCAAGUUCGUCACCUUCGCCAAGUCAGAAGAGCAGUCACUGGGAGAUGAUCCGCGAGGAGUCAGUUCAACAGAACCAGCGGAUCAGUCAGAUCGAGGGAGCACUCAGUCAGAUGGUGCAACAGCUGCAGUUUGUCACGAGCCAUCUCAACCCGACCGACCAGUAG